This is a messenger RNA of Penaeus chinensis, 4416 nucleotides long. Its product is annotated as sphingomyelin phosphodiesterase-like. NCBI's taxonomy places the organism in Eukaryota, Metazoa, Arthropoda, Malacostraca, Decapoda, Penaeidae. Bases 541 to 2685 code for a protein of 714 amino acids. Gene Ontology annotation, biological process: sphingomyelin catabolic process; ceramide biosynthetic process. The record is from RefSeq and is a predicted model, not a curated record. The transcript is spliced from 15 exons. Gene Ontology annotation, molecular function: acid sphingomyelin phosphodiesterase activity. Gene Ontology annotation, cellular component: lysosome.
CGGGACUGACUCCUUCUCUCUUCCCUCAGACUGGCAGCUGGAGAGGCGGCGUUGACGCGUUGGCCGGAGUGAGGAGUCGCGCGUGGCCCUGCCCUUCCCCACCCCUGCCAGAAGACGGGGACCCUGUCAAGGAAUCGAAAAACCCUGUCAAGAAGGACCUGUUGAGCCUGAUCGGAGGAGCUUGUCAAGCCUGGUCGAAGGACCCGUCAAGCCUGAAAGAAAGAAGUCUGUCACGCCUGCCAAACCCUUGUCAAUUAGCCCGUCCUUAGAGAACCCUGUCAGAGCGCCCUGUCGAAGGUCAUGCAUUGCAGGGCCGCGUGAGUGCAGGGUGCCAAGCUUUUCCCUCGGAUGUGCCUCGAACUAUGGUCACGCGCAGAGAAAGCAGAUAGUGUGGCUUUCGGGAAGUCGAUGUUCGUGGUCAUGGUGUGAACUUGACGUAGAGCGAUCCAAAAGUAUCCGAUUUAAAGAGGCAAGAUUGCCGUAAGCUGAAUCGCCGAGCGCUUAGUGGUAGCGGGGAGCAGCAGGCGUGGUCGCGCUACUAUGUCCCCCUCGUCAUGCUUGGUCCUCUCCCUCCUCCUCGUCGCUGCUGUCUCGGGUAGCCCCCUGUCCCCCACGCUCACCCACGAUGCGGCAAACGACCCCCUCGACCCUCUGUACGCCCACGUCGAGGCCCAGGACGCCUCCAACGACCUCGGAGUGGGCGUGGCGGACGGCAGUCUCACGGGCGUCCUCGACCUGCCGGAGCCCACCACGCAGGAGGAGAAGGACAAGAUAGAGAUGUUUGACCCCGCCAGACUCAACUACACCGCCCUCCGCCUCGCGCUGGACGAGGAGCUGGCGAAGGUGAACAAGCGCGAGGGAAAGCUGAUUGGCGAGUCGCGGCUGCCCAGUUUCCUCUCCAACCUGGGGAAGUUCCUCGACUUUGAGAUGGUGGUGAAGGAGAUCGAGACGUCGAUUAUGUCCACCAUGUCGUGCAACGCGUGCAAGGCCGGUGUUGGUCUCCUGCAGCACUAUGUUCAAAACGGCAAGACGAAGGAGGACAUUAUCCGAGCUGCCUCAAAGCUCUGUACUUCCUUCAAGAUUGAGACGCCCAGAGUGUGCUUUGGUGUGAUCCACCUCAUGGCCGAUGAGGUUGUGUAUGUGAUAGAAAAUUUAGCCAUGAGCCCAGAUGAAAUUUGCGGCUUUGUCAUUGGAGACAUCUGCGGCACUCCAUACAACCCUUACCACGAAUGGCGGGUGGCUUUCCCCCCUGUUCAGAAGCCUCCCGUCCCUCGCCCUGAGCCUCCUCCGGAGGGAAUGCCAACCUUCAAGGUGUUGCACCUCUCAGACACACACUUCGACCCAGAGUACCAAGAAGGUUCGAAUGCCGACUGCAAUGAACCCUUGUGUUGCAGAGCAAACUCAGGAGUAGUGAGAUCCCCAGACAAGAGAGCUGGAUAUUGGGGAGACUACAGGAAAUGUGACACACCUGCUAGGACUAUACAGAGCAUGUUGGAGAAUAUUGCUUAUCUACAUCCAGACAUCGACUACAUUAUCUGGACGGGAGACCUUCCUCCACACGACAUAUGGAACCAAACUAGAGAGAGCAACUUGAACAUUCUGAGGUCCACUGUGCAGCAGCUUAUCAACUAUUUCCCUUACGUCCCAAUCUUCCCUGCUUUGGGGAAUCACGAGGCUGCUCCUGUUAAUAGCUUUCCGCCUCCCUUCAUUGUUGGAGACUAUGGGGUAAGUUGGCUCUAUGAUGAAUUGGACACGCAGUGGCAGCAUUGGCUACCACAAGAUACCUCUCCCACAGUAAGAAAGGGGGCCUUCUACUCUGUCCUUGUGAGACCGGGAUUCAGAAUAAUCUCCCUCAAUAUGAACUACUGCAAUAAUAAAAAUUGGUGGUUGCUGCUCAACUCCACCGACCCGGCCCAGGAGCUCCAGUGGUUUAUUUACGAGCUCCAAGGGGCUGAAAUGAGAGGAGAGAAGGUACACGUAUUGGGUCACAUCCCUCCAGGUCACCAUGAUUGUCUCAAGGUCUGGAGUCAUAACUACUAUUCCAUCAUCAAUAGGUUCGAGUCAACAGUCACAGCACAAUUCUUCGGCCACACGCAUUUUGAUGAAUUUGAGCUCUUCUAUGAUGAAUAUGAUAGGCACCGAGUAACAAACAUUGCCUACAUUGGGCCGUCUGUCACUUCCUAUUAUAAACUGAACCCUGGUUAUAGAAUAUACACAGUGGAAGGAGAUUAUGAAGGAUCACGGAAGCUUGUUACUGACCACGAGACAUGGGUCAUGAACCUCAAUGAGGCAAACAGGGAUGGUCAUGUUCGGUGGUACCAGCUGUACUCGGCCCAGAGAGCAUACAAUAUGAGAAAUUUAUUACCACAAGAAUGGAAUCACUUGGUUCACAAGAUGAUGUUUGAUGAUGAAGUCUUUCAAAAAUAUCUAAGAUACUACUGGAAAAACUCAAUCGCGAGAGAAGAAUGCGAUGCCGAGUGCAAAAAGCGCAUGUUAUGUGACCUCAAGUCCGGCCGAUCCAACGACAGGAAGGUGACAUGUGCGAAGAUCGAAGCUCACGAGAAGCUCCAGGAACGCAACGACUGGACAAACUGGAUCUUCUCAGGGAUAACUGUUACGUCCUUGGUCAUUGCUGUCCCAGUGGCUGCCAUCGCCAUACCCAGACUCUUGUUCUUUUUCUUCUAAUGACGAACACAGCCGUGACGACAUCAUCGAGUUGGACUUGACUUGAACUCUCAGACUCCGACUGACCCAUAAGGAAGACUUGACUGAAUAAAAAUAUAUGUGGUUGUGAUAUAAACUUAGUGAUGUGUCCAGUACGUGUGUGUGUGUGAGUUUGUGUGGUAUUUCUGUGUUUCUGACGUUAAGGUGUAAAUGGGAGUAUAUAAGUAAGUUAUUUCUUUGUGUGCGUAUGUAUAAAUGAAUGGAAGUACAGUCUAGUAUUUGUGUAAAUUAAUUCUUUGUGUGUGUGUGUGUGUGUGUGUGUGUGUAAAUCUUGUCCUUAUUUAUUUGUAAUAAAAUGUAAUGAUGAAGGUAAAGUCUUUUUUGUUAACAAAUUACUUACAAAUUACUGUGUGUGGAAUUUUGUUUCUGGGGAAUGUUUAAUUUUAGAGUAUAUUUCAGUCUAAAAUAUUUUGUAUAAUUCUUAUUGGCAAUAGGGUAUGUUAUACAAAGAUUGUUUUUGUCUUGGUAUGUUGCUUUUAAGAGGGUGUUCAUGGUCUAAACCUAAGUACAAAAUGUAUAUUUCCAUAUCAUUCCAUAUACUCACUUAUUGAAUGUAAGCAUAAUUCUUCAUUAGGUAAACAAUUUCCUGUACAUAUAACUCAUUCAUUUUAUGUAUAUUCACUUUCGGUAGCUUGUAUUUAAUGCAGAUGAAAGUGAAUGGUGUAAGUUGAUUUGUUUAUACAAUAUUUCAAAUCAAACCCUUCAUCAAAAAUAGUUUUCUUUAGAUUGACCCUGAACAUAAUUAUCAAGUAUGCAUAGGUUAGGUCUGUUGUAUUUUAACCCAUAAAAGACAUUGUCUCUUAUUAUCUGACACACGUAUGGCACAUCAGCACAAUAGAUAAUCACUUCUGUCAGAUAUAAUUCAGUUUCCACAAAAAAAAAAAAAUGGUUUUGGAAUCUACAUCAAAAUCUACAUUAUGUGGCUAGAAAAUAUCACAAUCAUUUUUUUGGUAUCUUGUGGGAAUACCCUGCCUCUUGACUGAGUGUGCUCAAAUAUAGGAUGUAUACCAUUUAGGUGUUCAAAGAGAACUCAGAGGCAAACAUUUUGUCUAUGUAGAAAAUAGGUUUUACUUAUUAUCAUUCUUCAUCUCCUUCUUCUUCAAUAUGUAGACGAGUAUUUUCCUUGGAGACUGACAGCGUCUGACUGACCAACAGAGUGACCUAUCUUCGUAUUUUUUAACUAUCAUCUGCUUCUUUACUUGAUCUUUCCUUAUCUUUGUAAUUUUUUAUCUGCAAAAGUUUCAGGUUAUUCAUUAUUGUUCAUGAAUACAUAUGAGACAACCAUUUGACUCUUGGUUCAGAUCUUUAAAACUAAUUUUGACAGACACAUUUUGACUAAAUCUUCUAUGUUAGACUUUCACUAUGACUAACUGCAUCACAUUUUCCCGAAGACUUUUUUUUCUUUUCAGAUGUGUUUUACAGGGACAAAGAUUUAAUCAUGUAUGUAUACUUAAUAAUUUGCAUUUUAUCUUCUAGAGAAAAAAAAAAUAAAGGAAUAAAUAUAAAUUAUAACAAAAUUAUAGAAUUCUUUGAAAAAUGUUUUGAAGUGGACUGAAAUUGAUGUUACUUAUUAUUUUGAAGCAGCUGAUGUGAGACCUACAUCUACAAAAACGGACGUGGUUUCUACUUAAUUGAAAAAAAAUUGUAAUUGUAGAAUUCUUCCAUGGAAAUAAAGAUUAAUUUUCAAAUAUU